UCGGCAGCCAUGGCGCCAGUUGUGCUCCGCUAUGGCUUCAGUAAAAUAACAUGGCCUGAGGACCACUUCCGCAGAAAGGCACUAGAAAACGGGGCGAAGCUGUGCAAGGCGAGAUACGCGUACGAUGUGGAGGAGGCGGUGCCGUGCCGUGACAGCGACACUCAAGUUACCGCGAAAUGCCACUCGCAAGUGCACCAAACCAGCUACAAUGUCACACUUCAGCUGUCGUCUCAGCGCGUGAUAAGUGGAGCCACCUGUUCGUGCAAGGCCGGCAGCGACGGCGCCUGCAAGCAUGUCGCAGCGGUAGCGCUCGAGCUAAACAACUUAGCCGAUGCGACGUCGUCCACUGACGUGCCUCAAGUGUGGGGCCGUCCAGCGUCCAAGCCGAACACCUCAAAAAAAGAAUCGGUAGAGGAGCUCUUCGGAGAAUAUAAACCACUUUAUAUUGGUGGCAAGCCACCUGAUGAGCAGCCACCUUCGUUCAUUUUGGAGCACUUCCCAGACCUCGACUGCAUAAUGCAAUCCACACUGAAGUGGCAGAAGGAGGAAGAAGCAAUGUCGGAAGUUCGCGACUGUCUUGAAGACUCAUUUCAAAGGCAGCACUGA
Rhipicephalus sanguineus (brown dog tick) is the source of this 606-nucleotide messenger RNA. RefSeq lists its product as uncharacterized. Bases 10 to 606 code for a protein of 198 amino acids. Gene Ontology annotation, molecular function: zinc ion binding. The record is from RefSeq and is a predicted model, not a curated record. The transcript has 3 exons. NCBI's taxonomy places the organism in Eukaryota, Metazoa, Arthropoda, Arachnida, Ixodida, Ixodidae.